Molecule: messenger RNA, 1901 nt
Organism: Drosophila ficusphila
Lineage: Eukaryota; Metazoa; Arthropoda; Insecta; Diptera; Drosophilidae
Gene: D1
Product: chromosomal protein D1
Exons: 3
Coding region: 334-1386 (350 amino acids)
Molecular function (GO): DNA binding
Source: RefSeq, a predicted model, not a curated record
UUCGAUUCAGUACGGUCAGCCAUCGAUAGUGCCAUCGAUUGUUACCACCUAAACUGUACUAGUAGCGUGCGCCUAUUUUACAAUUAAAAGUUGGCCAAGCAACUCGAUUUUCGGCAAACAAAAAGCGAAGAAGAAGAGGAGACAAGCGAAAAUAAGUGAGAGCGAAUUGUGUGUUUGUGUGCGUGCUAAAGAGAGAGAGAGCGCAUUUUUAGCAAGCGUCGGUGUUGGUGUUUGUGUGUGUUAGUAAAGGGACGCCGCUAAGAAAAAGGCGCAGAAAACGGAAACGAAACAGGGAUUUUCUUUAUUCGCUUGCUAAGUUAAUCGCGUCCCGUAAUGGAGGAAGUAGCGGUAAAGAAGCGUGGCCGACCGCCAAAGUCUGCCAAUAGCGGUGGCUCGCCAGCGGCUGCAGUGGCUUCGGCCGGCGCCAAAAAGCGCGGUCGUCCCGCCAAGAACAAGGGCGCUAAUACGUCAGUUGGCGGAGGAAGCGGUCAGCGGGGUCGUCCGCCGAAGGCGUCGAAAGUCGAAAACAACGACGACGAGGAUGAGGAGGAAGAGGAGAAUUCCGAGGAGGAGCUGAACAACACCGUUUCCCCCUCGCCACCAAAGGGCAGGGGACGCCCGCGGAGCAGCGGCGGCGGCGGCGGGGAAGUGGUCAAGACGCCAGGAUCCGCCAAAAAACGCAAGGCCGGCAGGCCCAAGAAGCACCAACCCAGCGGCAGUGAGGAUGAAGAUGAGCAGAGCGACGACGAUGACGGCAGCAGCGAUGAGGAUCGUCGCCCUGUCGGCCGACCUGCGACCGGAGCAGUCAAUCUGAACAUAUCGCGCUCUGGUCGCGGCCUGGGAAGACCGAAGAAGCGAUCCUCGGGCGAGUGGAACGGCGAUGCGGAGCCGGCGGUGCCCAAGAAGCGCGGUCGUCCGCCACAGAACAAGGCGGCCCGCGCCGCCUAUGUGCCCACCGGUCGUCCUCGCGGUCGCCCAAAGGCCAAUGCCGCUCCCGUUGAGAAGCAGGUGGCCGAGGACAACGGCGACGAUCUGGACGACGAGGGCUCCGCGGACGAGGUGCACAAUGCGCCGGAGAAGACGGCAGUGACGCCAAAGAAGCGAGGUCGUCCUUCACUCGGCGGCAGCAAGACGCCCAUGGAGGGAACCCCUAAGCCCCGUGGCCGCCCGCCGAAGGUCGUCAACAAAGAUGAUGCAGAUGACGCCGAUUCCACCGACCAGGCCGAGAACAACUCAAAGAAGGAGUCGAACGAUGAGGAGCGUCGUGCUGACGGAUCACCCCCACCCAAAGGAGAUGACCUCAAAUGGAACUCCGAUGGCGACAACGAUGCCAACGAGGAGUACGUCUCGGAUGUCUAUAACGAUUCCGAAUCGGUAGCAGCCUAAAAAUCUAUUAACAUUUCCACCACACAACAUCCCCCACACAAAAUCAACAAAAAUUAACAUUGAAAAAAUAAGGGAAAAACAUUAUCUGCAAAUAAGAACUAAUGAAACCUUGAGCACACACAAGACCAUACAAACAAAACAAAAAACAACAAAAAAGAAAAAAAGUAAAAACCCUGGAGAGGACCUACUGGACUUUCGCGAACCUUUCCCCUCCCCAAAUUAACAAACUUUAACUAAAUACAUUUUCCGAAUUAUUGCUAGGAAAACGGAAUACAGUUCACUGAACUCCAGUAUAUUGACGUUUAAGCUCGGAAUUAUUGUUUUAUUUGAUGGUAACUUUCAAAUAAAUAACGUAUAUGUAUUAGAGUAGCUCUGCAGGUCUUUCUUUGGGAAAGGUUCCAAAGAAGCCACAUCAUUUUUGCGGAAUAAGAUUGUAUUUCAUUGUAAUAAGUUUAAUUUGAGUUGAUUGCAGCUAAUUCAAUCGUUUCCAAAUUUAAAUAAACAUUAGACCUUAA